Dunckerocampus dactyliophorus (ringed pipefish) is the source of this 5511-nucleotide messenger RNA. RefSeq names its product spalt-like transcription factor 2 (gene sall2). Gene Ontology annotation, molecular function: RNA polymerase II cis-regulatory region sequence-specific DNA binding; DNA-binding transcription factor activity, RNA polymerase II-specific. Gene Ontology annotation, cellular component: nucleus. The transcript has 3 exons. Bases 1000 to 5004 code for a protein of 1334 amino acids. Gene Ontology annotation, biological process: regulation of transcription by RNA polymerase II. The record is from RefSeq and is a predicted model, not a curated record. Lineage: Eukaryota; Metazoa; Chordata; Actinopteri; Syngnathiformes; Syngnathidae.
AUCUCACUGCCAUACAUAUUUGUGUGCGCGUUUACAACCAGCAUUAUCACCCCGCCGCUUGUCGUGUUGUUGAUGCAAGACGGCACGAAGAAAAAAACAUGCAUUGUUGGCACAAUGGAUUUCAAGCAGAAUAAUGCUCUCGUUUAUUGAUUUUACCGCGACAACAAUUUUAUUAUCUGGCUGCAUUGGUCAUGUUAUAGGAUCUUUGAGAUAUGAGUGUGCAUCUGGUGGGUUUUAAUAGAAAUAUUUAUGUUUUACACAUAACUUAUACAUGAUCUGGUCUUUAUUUCCGCCAGUCAACCUCUCCCUACAUGUUAGGCAUGUCUGGACGACGGUGAAAGGCAGCAUUGUGCUUCCAUUCACUGGCCUGAUGUGUUGGAGGAGGCUAUGCUCACUCAGCUGUGCUCCCUCAACGCCAUUGUUGCAAAUUCCACCUCCUUUACCAAGCUCACACUGGGUAAACUGUGUGCAUUCACUGCAUUGGGGCGUCACGGUAACACAACCCCGCCAGGCACCUUUAGAGGUGAUGGGGGGGGAGUUGUUGCACACCGUUGCUUUGAAAUGUUACACAACCGAACCAGAAUUAAAAUAUGACUUCUGUUAAGCUCACAUUAUGUGCAAAAUGUGUAGUCCAGCCAUUUUUUUCCAGGAUCAAAGCAUUCACAAAAGACAGGGCGAGGAGUCUUGGCUUGCCAUUUGAAUGUCAAGUAGCAAAUGAACAAGUGAGCUGUGUGUGUGUGUGUGUGUGUGUGUGUGUGUGUGUGUGUGUGUGUGUGUGUGUGAGAGAAAAAGCCAGGAAAGGACACUGCUUGAGUGAAACUGUCACACAUGCAUCUUGAGUACACCACAAUGAUACCAGCCUGGAUACACUUCCUCAUGACCACGCGGCCUGGCAGGGACAAGGGGGAAAUUAUGCCUUUAGACCCGCAUUUUUCCCCCGCUAAUUAAAUCUAAAAUACCUACCUUCUUCACUGUGCAAGGAGCGAGAUUAGAAGUUGCAUGCAUGGUGGCCAUGCACCCUUAAAAAGCAUGUCCCGACGGAAGCAGAAACGACCCCGGCAGCUUAAGAGCUUGGCCCGCGGUGCCUGGCGGAUACUUGAGCACGGUGCCCUUGAUUUGGCAGUGAAGUCAUAUCCGUUCAACCCAGAUUCUCCUCCCUUGUGCUCUCCAACUAUCAUUUCUCAAAGCAAACAAUCAGUUGACACUAUCCAUUCCCCUCCAAAGGCCUUCCAGGCGGGCUGUAUAUGUGCACCGGGUCGGGAAACUUCCCUCUCCCCAAAGCGGCCCACCCACCAGCCAGUUAAAUCCUCUUUCACUCUUGACUACCCAUACCUUUCUCCCUCUAGUCAAACUCUAGGCUCAGCUGUCCUCGGACUCUCUGUUCAGAAGCCUAAAUCUUCUGCAAGUGCUCUGCACCAAAGCACAAUCAUGGCUUCUCCUAAACUGGGGCUGUCAGCCACCACCACCUCCUCAUCGUCAUCGUCCUCUGCCUCCAUAUGUCCUCCACACCCGGGAAGCCCCAGCCGUGUGCCUGAAGGUCCCCCAAGUCCUGUUACCCCCACACCAAGCCCAGGAGUGUCUUCCGCCUCAGUUGCCCCCACUAGGGCCCAGCUGAGUCUCGCCCUGAUACUAGAGGAGCUGCGGGUACUCCAGCAGAGGCAGAUCAACCAGAUGCAAAUAACAGAGGAGAUCUGUAGACAGGUACUACGUCUGGGUGGGGCAUCGUACUCAAUAGACACACCCACCCAGCAGCUUCUCCCACCCCUACCUCAACUGUGUCUGGAAGACAAAAGGUCCAACAGCCCAACGACCCAACCACCAACCACCCAGCCUUCCACCUCUGUAGCUCCUCUCUUGGCAUGUUUUUCAACCUUGCUCCCCUCUCAGGUUGCCAACAAACCUUCAAAGUCAAGCAACACCCUGUCUCAGAUCCUGCAACCUUGCAAGCCCCAACUGGAAGCGACAGGAGGCAUUACAGCGGCUAAUAAUUAUCUGAGAGUUAGUAAUCAGUCUUCAGACCCUUCCACCUCGAUUGCUUCUUCAAGCUACCCACUGGCUUUAUCGCUGGCUCUACCCAACCACUAUUUUCAGGAGAAAUCUCCAAAUAACAUGAGUGAGCACUGUGGCAAAUCCUACCUAAAUGCAUCCCUCUCGGCAGUAUCCCCGAAUGCCCAGUAUGCUUUGCAGUCUCUCACUGGAGGGGUCAACUCUUCAUCUACCUCUGCCUCCAGCAGUACUAGCCGUCUUCAGCACGUUUGCCGUUUUUGUGGGAAGAUCUUCAGUGGCGACUCAGCCCUGCAGAUACAUCUGCGUUCACAUACCGGAGAACGGCCCUAUCAGUGUCCUGUGUGUCUCAGUCGCUUCACCACCAGGGGCAACCUCAAGGUGCACUUCCUACGCCACAGGGAGCAAAACCCCGAGCUGUCGCUUUCACUCCUCCCGCCAUCUUUGUUUGGAGUGGCGUUACGGGCCACUGGGGCCACGGAUAUGAGUCAACCGGGGAGCGGUGGUAGCAGUACUGCUGCUACAAAUGCGUCUGAAAAGAAGGCAAAAAUCAGGCCUGAGGACGAAGUUUACGGAAACGAUUUGGAAGUCAGCGGGACCAAUAGUGGGUUCCCAGUGGGGGCAUCAGGGGGGUCUACUCCUUGUACGUUACCUCUACCGCCAAGUGUGGAUCUGGCCUUGAUUUCACAUUCCUUGCUGCAACUUAAUCGAGCGGCAGCUGUUGCGGCUGCGGUCUCAAUCGCCUCUGGCUCAUCUUACUCAUCCCCCUCCACUUCAGCACCCGCCUCUUCACUGGCCAACUCCCUACUCUCGAUUCCCACUUUAUCUUCAUCUUCGACCAUUUCAGGGUUGUUGAAGGGUGCAAAACAGCAUCACUCUGAUGAAAACACACCUCCUCAGGCUGCCAUACUAUCUCCUGCAGCUUACUCCCAGCUAGCACACCUGCCAAAACUCCUUUUCCCGUCCGGUUCCUCUACAUCUGUUUCCAAUGCCACACACUCAACACUCCAUCCAGGCUUGGGGAUGCUACGCUCUCCGCUACCAUCAAAUGCAGGAUCCCACCAACCAGCUUCUACCAGCCUUUCACACAUGACUUUCCCUUUCUCUCCCUUUCAUAAAGUGCCAGGCCCAGCCGCUAGCACUCAGUGCUCUGUGCCGUCCUCCAUAGCUAUCUCCACACCUACAUCUGAGACGUCCAAGCUACAGCGGCUGGUAGAAAAGCUAGAAAAGGCACCUGCUCAAUCUACUUCUCUAUGGACCUCUUCUUCUACAAUGGAGGCGCAGCCAAGCAAUACUAUGGCCUCUCCUGCAAGUUCAGCUAACAUUAACCUCACAAACACCAGCACUUCUACCACAUACGUCAUGGCAUCUCCACCGUCCUCUCAUCUUGUUUCCACAUCAGUUUCAAAGUUCACCCGUCAGAUGGUUGCUGCCCUUGGCAUGGGUGUCAAUAAUGCAAGUGCCAUUGCAGGGGGGUUGUUACCAACAUUAAACAUCACUCCGGCCAAUAACUUGGCGACCAAUCAAUGCGGUGUGUGUUUUCGGGUUUUGAGCUGCCCCAGAGCUCUGCGCUUACACCAAGCCACGCACCUUGGGGAACGCCCUUUCCCAUGCAAGUUGUGUGGAAGAUCCUUCUCAACCAAAGGCAGCCUACGCUCACAUCUGGCAACCCAUCACACUCGGCCGGCCAAUGCUCGCGUCCAGAACUCCUGCCCACUGUGUCAACGUAAAUUCACCAAUGCUCUCGUACUUCAGCAUCACAUCCGUAUGCACCUUGGUGGACAACUCCCCCCAGGAGGUGCUGAGGAUUCUGGAUACGAGUUGCCAUCUGAAUCUGAUGCCAAACCUUUGUCACAGUUGGACAACACCACCUCUAGCAAAACACCUCAACCUGGCAACUCUAAGAGUCUGUCCCCGAGUUCACAGAUUCCAACUGCAGAAGUCGGUUCCUGUCCCAUUUCUGACCCUAAACCUGUUGAAUAUAAUGCAGCUCAUAGCAAAUAUGGAUCCUCCAGCCCAGACCCUAACCCUCCCUCUGAUCUCAGCCCUGACCCCUUCAUGAGUAUCACAACACAAACUCCGCCACCAGCCACUGAUGACCCCCCUGUCCUUUGUGCCAGUACCCCACUGCCAGCUGAAGAAGAUGACCACGCUGAAGAAGCUGUGGAUUGUGAGGGAGCCUCUCCGUUUCCUGAUGCACCCCAUGCCCCCAUAUCAACUCAUCCGAGUCUACAAAGCACAUCCACCAAUUGUGACCCCUUUGCUUACGGCACGGUUUCUUCCUCAAAGCAAAAUCAGGACGUCGCUGCCGCUGUAGAAACUCUACUGGAAUCAAGCUUAGACCCUUCCAGGGCGCAGUCACCUGAACCCAUGGACGAAGACAGAGAUACGUUUUGCGCCCCAGCAACACCAAAGCAAGACCAAGCAAAUGUUCCUGAGGAGUUCUCCGCAAUGAUGUCCGCCUCCGAAACUGGUGACAGUGUUCAGGGAAGAGAUGCACAGAGGGCUUCCGCGUUUGGCCAGAACUUUAAUUUGGAUUCAUUUGAGAGGGACGAACAAGUAGAAGGUGUGAAGAUGAUUAGUGUAUCUAAACCAAGCGAAGCACCCGACGUUUCUAUCCUAGCCCCGACCCUACCAUCACCUAUAGCGCGACCUGAGAAGAAGACCUAUUGUUGUGCCGAAUGUGGAAAAGCAUACGCAAGUCGCAGUGGGCUGAAGGGGCACAUGAAGCACCAUGGAGUUGUUACCAAAACAACCCGACCCUUGGCCCGCAGUGGUCGUUCAUGCGCUGACCCACCACAGUCCUCACCCGUAGCUUCCUUGACGAUUCCGGCCACCACCAGCUCAGCGGGUUUCUGGAACCAGUACCAAGCCUUCCUCAACAACAGUCCCGGGUCAAGUGACGAUCCUGCUCCGGCCAGUCAGGGGGGGAAAGAGUCUGCAAAGCCUUCUGGGCAGUCUGAGCUGGACCUGGGGGCUCCCAGUGAGGCAGGAUCGUAACGUUGCCGGGAUACUGCCGCCGUAGCCAGUCAGUCAGUAGUCGCUGUGAUACUGUAUGUUUCUAUAUGUGAAAGUUGUGAUCCCAAAACAAAUGAAAAUGUUCAAGUAAAUACGUCAGUAAUUGCUGUGACACGACUGUUGUCGGUAUCACUGUUGUGUGUCACACCUGGUUUUUUACAUGAAGCUACUAUAGUGUCGUCAGUAUCAGCAGACAAUGACGUUUCUGUGUUGAAUAUUUCGUCAUUUGUUUCCCAUGUUGUGCUUGAGGUACAAUAACACAAUCAUGUCAUGGUGAUCUUUUUUUCGAUGUGCCGUCCCUUCAGUUCACACCAAAAGCACAGCCACAGUGUUUGUGAACCUACUGAUGGUCUUUCAUGUGACCUUUGUGAGCAAUAUGAAUGUCGUGGUGCAAAAGUAACCUGUGUCACAUGCUACUAAAAUUAUAUAACCUUUUUGUCUGUGUGUGAGGUGUACUUUCAUGUAUUAAAAAAGGACAUGGGGAAAAAA